AUGGCGUCCUCGUCCAUGAUCACCUUCGCAGCCGCCUUGUGCCUUGUGGCCGCUUCCGCCGUCGCCGUGCCGCCGGCCACCCUCCAGGAGACGUGCCAGAGCGCCGGCGAGCAGGAGGCGCUGUGCGUGCAGCUGCUGUCGUCGAGCCCGGCGGCCCAGAAGACGCCGGUGGACACGCCCGGGCUCGCCCAGGCGGCCGUGAUGGCGGCGGGGUCGAACGCGACGGAGACGGCGGCGCACCUGCAACGGCUCUUCGACUCCGAAGACCUCAAGAACAUGAGCCCGGAGCUCCAGCGCUGCGUCGAGGACUGCGCCGAGAGGUACCAGUCGGCCGCGAAGUUCCUGGGCCAAGCAUCGGAGAAGAUGACCGCGGGCUCCUUCGACGAGGCGAGCGUGCUGAUCGACGGCGCGCAGUCGGUGGUGACGCUGUGCCAGCGGUCGUGCGAGGGGGUGCCGCAGGGGGAGCUCACGGCGUGCACCAAAGGCGUCGUCGACCAACUCUGCACCAUUGCCGCAUCAGUCACUCGGUUGGUCGUUCAGAAGUAA
Molecule: messenger RNA, 546 nt
Organism: Triticum turgidum subsp. durum (durum wheat)
Lineage: Eukaryota; Viridiplantae; Streptophyta; Magnoliopsida; Poales; Poaceae
Source: the annotation of a GenBank genome assembly